Molecule: messenger RNA, 369 nt
Organism: Paracoccidioides brasiliensis Pb18
Exons: 1
Coding region: 1-369 (122 amino acids)
Source: RefSeq, a predicted model, not a curated record
AUGCGUAGAAUUGAAGGAGGCAAUAUCGCAUCCUUGAACGGUAGUGAUGCCGAAUAUGCCAGAAUAGUCAGUAUGCUAGUACAUGAACAAGCUGUUUGUCUAGAGCUCGUCGGCUCAAAUGGUAAUCACUCUGUAUCGCGUCAAAUCGCUGCUGCAAAGAGAAGAAAAAGCAAACUAACAGAAAUGUGUCAACUCGGAGCUCUGUAUGCUGUGACAUUACAGAGCCUGAGCACAACAACAGCAUUUGAAGGAGCAGAGAUAAUGGACGGAUGUUCUUCGGAAUUUGGGAAGGCAAGAAGUGUAAGAGGAAGAAAAGCUAAACCAGGAAAUGGCCGCAGUCAAAACGAUGGUAAGAUUCAGGACCAAUAA